UGCAAUCAAAUAUUGGAAGUACGUUUCCGGCUAGAACCAAGUCCUUUCACACAGUAUGAACUCACGGCCAAGAUUCGCAACAACACGUGAAUUGCUGAAACAGACCCAAACUCCAGAUCCGAUUGAAUAAAAACAACUUAUUGUAAUUCUUAAAUUACGAAAUGAAUGGCAACAACUAUAACGAUGUUUACUAACUAAGUUUAGAAAUUUGAAGGAGAGCUUGAACGCAAUGGCGCCAUUGUUGAAGGCGGUAAACAAGAUGUAAACAGAAAAUGGCCUCAUACGAAACCGGAUAUGACGAUGAGCGAUUCCAACAUCCAGUUGGUCAGAGCUUUCACUGUGGUAUUUGUUACAAUGUCAUCAAAGACCCGGUCAUGUGUCGACAUAAUGAACAUUUGUUCUGUAGAGGUUGCAUCACCAGACAUCUCAUGAACUCUCAGACAUGUCCCACAUGUAUUGAGCCACUUACUGUUGACACCCUGACUCGAGCAUCGCGGACCGUAACCAAUUUACUGUCGGAAUUAAAGAUUCACUGUGAAUUCUUCAAUCGUGGUUGUGAAAGAUUUGUGGAGUUAGGAGAGCUUGAAAGGCAUGUUGUGGACUGUGGGUUUGCCCCAGCAGUCUGCUCGAAUGAAGGCUGUGGUCAGGAAGUCGAUAAGCAAGAUUUAUUGCAUCAUGAAACGGCCGUGUGUGAAUUUCGCCGUGUGAAAUGUCACAGUUGCAAUGAAAUCAGCCAAGAGAUGGAUAUAGUUAAGAAAAACUUGGCUGUGAUGAACCUCAAGUUGAAUGAAGUCAGUGAAACCUUGAAACAAAAUGAGAAGAAGUUGGAUAGAAAUGAGAAAAGUGUGCUGGUGAACGUUGAGAUGGUUCAAAAACAACUCAACAAGCAGGAAGAAAGCAAUCUUCGGCUAGAAGCGGACAAUGUAGAAAUGAAGAAAUGUUUAGAGAAAGUGGCACAACAAAUGGAAAGAUUGACCCAGCAGCGGGAAGAUCUAAAGAAAAGUAUCGCAGAAGCUGUUGAACCUGAAAGAGAGCCGAGAAUUAUCGUUGCUGGGGGAUAUAAUGCUGGGAGUUUAAAUUCUGUGGAAAUGUUCAGCCUCUCAAAUGGAAAGUGGUUACCACUACACCCCAAUGAAACAAAGCCGUCAUUUUGCAUCCUCUGUCGUUUACAACAAUCAAAUGCUUGUUAUUGGAGGUUUUACCAAUGUAAAGUAUUGGCUACCCUGUCAGAAAGUAGAUGGCUACAUGGGGCUGUCUUGUUUGGUAACACGAUCGCAAUUCUUGGGGGGAAAAAAGCUUGGGAUAGUUCGUCGAAUCUGAAAUCCGUUCUGUUGUAUGAUAUUGUCAAGAAUGAAUGUCGUCAUUUAGCGCCAUUGCUUUAUUCUAUGAAUCGAAUGGCCACUGUCAAGUGGGGUGAUGACAAAGUGAUUUUAAUCGGAGGCAGUAACUAUAGCGACAUGAAGUAUAAGAGGAGAGGAUGUGCUGCCGCAGUCGUUGGUGACACUGUGGUUGUUAUGGGGGGACAAGAUGAAAGAGGAAACUCUUUAAAGUCUGUCGAAAGUUUCAGGUUCGAUUCAUGCACCUGGGAAGAACUUCCCGAUAUGCAAGAAGCAAGAGACGGAGCUGCAACAGUUGUAUGUUAA
Messenger RNA from Dendronephthya gigantea, 1643 nucleotides. Its product is annotated as TNF receptor-associated factor family protein DDB_G0268444-like. Gene Ontology annotation, molecular function: zinc ion binding; protein binding. The transcript has 4 exons. The record is from RefSeq and is a predicted model, not a curated record. Gene Ontology annotation, cellular component: plasma membrane signaling receptor complex. Gene Ontology annotation, biological process: positive regulation of JNK cascade; regulation of canonical NF-kappaB signal transduction; tumor necrosis factor-mediated signaling pathway. NCBI's taxonomy places the organism in Eukaryota, Metazoa, Cnidaria, Anthozoa, Malacalcyonacea, Nephtheidae. Bases 273 to 1643 code for a protein of 456 amino acids.